GAUUCUUUUCUUGAUUUGUCAUUGUCCAGCAACUUAGUUGUAUAUCAUUCCGAUUUUGAUAAUUGUCUAAUUAAACUUUAAAAUCCUUAAUAAAUAAACGUAAAAAUGGAAACUAUUCUAGGAAUUAGAGGACCCGACUUUGUCAUGGUUGCUGCUGAUACAACACACGCUCGUUCAGUGGUUGUCAUGAAAAGUGAUCAAAAUAAAAUUCACAAAAUCAAUGAUAAACUCAUGAUCGCAACCAUCGGAGAAUCUGGUGAUACAGUUCAAUUCACUGAAUUCAUCUCGAAGAACAUUGCUUUGUAUAAGAUGAGGAAUGGCUAUGACUUGUCACCCAAAUCGGCAGCCCAUUUCACGCGCAAAAAUCUCGCCGACUACCUUAGGAGCCGUACUCCAUACCAAGUGAACAUGUUUGUUGCUGGAUUCGACGAAAAGGAUGGCCCAGAACUUCAUUACAUUGACUAUUUGGCCAAUGCCAAGGACGUCAAGUACGGUGGACAAGGGUAUGGUGGUUUGUUUUGUGCCAGUAUCUUCGAUCGUUACCAUCAUGCUAAUAUAACCCAGGAAGAAGCCUACGAUGUUUUGAAGAAAUGCGUUCUUGAAAUUCAGAAACGUUUGAUUGUAAAUCUGCCCGCAUUUAAUAUUGCUGUAGUCGAUAAGAAUGGUAUUCGAAAUCUCGAUCAAAUUACUGCCACCAGUCUAAUUGGUUAUGCAGCUUAAUUUUGAUUGUUAUUUAGAAAUGUUUUUUUUUUAAAAGAAAAUUUGAAGAGAUCCAAUUCAGUUGGUAUUUGGGAAUAAUGAAAAAAUAAAUCAUUUUUUUUAAACCCGGA
Molecule: messenger RNA, 830 nt
Organism: Eupeodes corollae
Lineage: Eukaryota; Metazoa; Arthropoda; Insecta; Diptera; Syrphidae
Product: probable proteasome subunit beta type-2
Exons: 3
Coding region: 106-720 (204 amino acids)
Biological process (GO): proteasomal protein catabolic process
Cellular component (GO): proteasome core complex
Source: RefSeq, a predicted model, not a curated record